AUGUCUCGUGGAUCGUCCCUUUCCAUAGAUCUUCAGCUUCUUGUUAAUAAUCCUAAGUAUAGUGAUAUUAUAAUUAUCUGUGCUAAAUCAGAAAAACUUUAUGGCUGUCGUGCUAUCCUUGCUGCUCGUUCGGAGGUUUUUGAUCGUUUAUUAUUCAAUGAAAGGAAAGAAACGGAUGAACGAGAAAUCAAAUUUCCAGAAAUUAAUUCUCAAGUAGAUAUUUUACCUGAGUUAUUAACCAAAGCGGUUGGAAAUGUAAUCCCAAACUCAGAUCAACCUUUACCUAAUCUAUUGGCAAGAUAUGUAACGAAAAUACCUCUGGUAACGAUUCCAUAUGAAAGUUUAUCAUCGCCAGCUUUUCAGUUUUUACUUAUGUAUUGUACAAUGAAGAAAAAAUCCAUGGCAAAAAACCCAUAUACCAUAUUCAGAUAUGUUGCUUUACAUGCAGCAAAUCAAGUCGAACAAGAAAUCCCAGGCGAUGUAGUUACGAAAAUCGAAUCAUGUUUACCACCACUUGAAGAAAUUUUAGAACAAGAACAUGCUAUUACUAAAGAUACUGAAGGCUUAUCAUCAUUUCGAACAAAAAUGACCGAAAAAUUAACCCCAAUGCUUAAUUAUGUAAACAUUAAACUAAUUAGUGGUGGUAUAUUGACGGGGAUUAUAGAACCAUUAAAUAUCGUACCAUUUCAAUUAAUUUUAGAAGCGUACAGAUACAAGGUAAAAGCUAUGAGAGAAAUAGAUUUUACUUGGGAUCCAAAAGUUUGUGGACCACAUUUAGCCCCUUACUAUCUAAGUUCAAAUGAACGAGUUCGAGCAUCACAAUCAAUAACAGGUUCCGGAGUAUGUGAAUGGGAUAUAAUAAUUGAAAAUCCUAGUUCAUCAGAUUGGGUAGGAAUAUGUGGUGAAGGUGAAGUAACAAAUUAUAAUUGUACAGAUUAUAAUUCAAAAGCUUGGAUAUUGGGUACAACUGGAAUGGUUAGUAAUAAUGGACAAUCAAUAAAUUAUGGAAGUCCAUCAUUUCAGCAAGGAACUAAGAUAAGAGUACACUUGGAUAUGGGAAAAAGAGAAAGAAGAGUAUCAUUUUCAAUAAAUGAUGUUAAGUAUCCGGAAGUGCUGCAUUGGAAAAAUAUACCAGCCAAAGUAUAUCCAUUGGUUUCGUUGAGAUAUCCUGGAAGACUUAAAAUUCAGAAAAAGGAUUAA
Molecule: messenger RNA, 1200 nt
Organism: Diversispora eburnea
Lineage: Eukaryota; Fungi; Glomeromycota; Glomeromycetes; Diversisporales; Diversisporaceae
Source: the annotation of a GenBank genome assembly